UCGUUAAGUGUGCGCGACGACUUGAGUUAAGGUUAGCCCCCUUCUACCGGCGUUGAUUAUUCUGUUGCUAAAACUUGUGGAAAACACUCUUCAAAAUGUCUAUGCUAAGAAACAUACUUAGGUUAUCUGGCUCCGUAAGGACAUGCCAAAGUAGACUCAGAGUACCACAGCCGGUUAGAUUCUAUGCAGAGGAUGCAGCUAAACCAGUAGCGGCGACGCAAAUGUCGUUUACAUUUGGCAUGCCGGGACAGAUGUUUUACAGUGAUGCAGACGUGAAGCAGGUGGAUGUACCCUCGGGCACCGGAACCUUCGGCAUUCUUGCCCAACACGUCCCCUCACUGGCUGUCUUGAAACCUGGUGUCCUCAGCGUACUGGAGCAUGAUGGCUCCAUCAAUAAAUUUUUUGUGAGCAGUGGUUCUGUGACAGUCAACGAAGAUUCAUCAGUGCAGAUCCUAGCAGAGAUGGCCGUGCCUGUAGACAAACUAGAUCCUGCAGCAGUUAAAGAAGGCUUGUCCAAGGCCCAACAAGAACUAGCCGCUGCCAGCACAGACCUAGCCAGAGCAGAGGCCCAAAUAGCCAUAGAUGCACACGAAGCUAUGGACCAAGCCAUUGCUGGCAAAUAAAGAGGCUAGCGUCCGGUCUUCUUGUGUAUAGAAUAUGAUUUUAGUUUUCUGGAGGUUAGCAACGGAAGGACGUUUAUCCAAGGCUUGAAUUUGGUGGUUUUUUUUUCUGAAACUGAGCGACAGGCCAGCCAGUGGUUUCUUAGAAAGUGUUGUGCAGUUGGAUGAAAGAUGAAAUCAGGCUUAGUAUAUACUGAUAGGAAUAUCAAUAUGAAUUACUACGCCAUUUUAAAAGUUUGUCAGAACAUUGAUUUUGUUUAAUUGGGCGUCAGUCUCAAUGAAAAGUGAUUUUUGUUCAAACAAUUCCAACUUGUUUUCCAAUAAUUCCUCACUUUAGUUCCACUUUCCGAAACAAGAGAACGUUUGCGUUGAAAAAAAUAUACAAUUCCAACAGGAUGAAAUA
This is a messenger RNA of Patiria miniata (bat star), 1023 nucleotides long. RefSeq names its product ATP synthase subunit delta, mitochondrial-like. The coding region runs from base 96 to 623 and encodes 175 amino acids. Gene Ontology annotation, biological process: proton motive force-driven ATP synthesis. Lineage: Eukaryota; Metazoa; Echinodermata; Asteroidea; Valvatida; Asterinidae. The transcript has 5 exons. Gene Ontology annotation, molecular function: proton-transporting ATP synthase activity, rotational mechanism. The record is from RefSeq and is a predicted model, not a curated record.